AUGUUCAGAGCCACCUCUCGUGCUGCUGCUAGAUUAAACUUUAGGAGAUUCAACUCCUCUGGCCAUCACGACGCUCCAGCGGCCACCCAGAGCGAAAUCGACGUCACCAAGGUGUUCGGCGUUGCUCUUUUGACAGGCGUUUCCCUUUACUUCUACAAAGCUACCAAAGAACCAGUGAUCAAGACUCCGUUGUACAGCCACCAGGAUGAACGUGAACAAAUGAGGAAUGAGGCCUACGCCAGAAAAUACAAGACGUCGUUCAUCAAGUCUUUCAUCAGAGACAAGGGAGGUAUUGGGGCCAAGCAACACAGAAGACAGGUCAUUGGAGCUGUCCCAUCGGUACUUAUCCCAACACAUUCUCCAUACUGCAACCAGUUUGGUUCUGGUAUCAAGACCGCUGACUUGGGUCCUAGAAAGGAAAGAAUCAAGUAUUACGCUCCAUUGAAAAACUGA
This is a messenger RNA of Candidozyma auris, 453 nucleotides long. RefSeq lists its product as uncharacterized. NCBI's taxonomy places the organism in Eukaryota, Fungi, Ascomycota, Pichiomycetes, Serinales, Metschnikowiaceae. The coding region runs from base 1 to 453 and encodes 150 amino acids. The record is from RefSeq and is a predicted model, not a curated record. The transcript has a single exon.